Molecule: messenger RNA, 1824 nt
Organism: Bufo gargarizans (Asiatic toad)
Lineage: Eukaryota; Metazoa; Chordata; Amphibia; Anura; Bufonidae
Product: THAP domain-containing protein 1-like
Exons: 3
Coding region: 205-1041 (278 amino acids)
Source: RefSeq, a predicted model, not a curated record
UACCGGAUAUAGUAUUUAGCCACUACCGUUGUUUCUUUUUUAAAGACGUGAAGCCCACCUGCCCGUCCGCUGACAGACAGCUGCGACUCCUAUGUGCACAGCGCUCCAGAGCCCGACGGAGGGGGCAGUGCUAGAGGCGGAGGAGCUUAGGAAGUUCCUGUAUGGCCGGUGUCCCGUUCCUACUUUGGAUUCAACUUUGAAGGGAUGACUGUCUGUGCUGCGAAAGGCUGUAAAAAUCGUUUGUCAAAGGGAUGCGGUAAACAUUUUUUCAGGUUUCCAAUGAAAAAUCCAGAAUAUCUUGCCAGAUGGCUUGCAGUCAUCCGUCGUGACAAGUGGAAGCCUUCAAUUUACAGCAGACUCUGCAGUGAUCACUUCACAGAAGAAGACUACAUGCUGCGGCCUGGCGCCUCAUACCCUUACCUGCGACUGGAUGCCGUGCCUUCUAUUAUCAAUGGAGUCCGUAUUAAAAAACCGCCCAUUAAAAAAUCUGCAAAAAACAAAGAUGCUGCCACGCCGCCAACUAAUGUGUCUCAGAAGCCGGCGUCCACCGCUGGAUCCAUGACGCUAGAAGCGGUUAUGUCUGUUGAGCACUCCUACUCGGCUGUCCCCAGUAAUAAGGAGAACGUCCGGACCCCAAAAGUGGACCCCACCCUUGUUAACCUAAGAAAGAAAAAGAGCUCGCUCCAGAAACAAGUUCUGAGGCAGAAGGCCAGGAUAAGCAGCAUGAAGAGCAUGAUCAUGCAGCUGAGGAGCAGCAUGCUGGACAGUGACCCUAUUCGUCUGGUGUCCAAGCACUUUAGCGGCCUAACUCUAGAUCUGUUCAGACACCAGGUGCAGAAGAACAAGAAGCCCAAAGUCAUCCAGUUCUCCAAAGAGGUCCGAGGGUUUGCUGUAACUCUGUAUUAUUACUCUCCAGAGGCUUAUGAACUCUGCAGACAGGUCCUAUCCUUGCCCGAUCUGGCCACUCUGAGAAAGUGGAUGCCAUCUGUGGUGGAGAAGGCACAGACUGAAAUGUUAAUGGACAAAGUGGCCACAGAUUAAAUGACACCUUAAGUAGAGAUGUCUUCUGACUCUUAUGCGCUCGGGCACUGUAUGAGGAACCAUAUAUACUGGUUUGAAUUCCUUCGCUGCAAUACCAUUUCUUGUAUUCUCCAACCAUUACAUGCCUCUAUGUGCGUCACCUGCAUACGGCAGAGUAUUAAACCUACCCGAUGUCGGUGGCAUCACUAUGACACGGCCUGACAAUGGACCAGGAGACCACAGCAGCCGAUUGUAGUCGGCUAGAUUUUUAGACUCCAUGCCUACUGAAUUUGUGCCUUUUUGUUGCAGGUAUAUGCUCCUGACUGAUGCCAUAAAUGGUAUGUUCUGAUUAAUGACAUUCUAUAGCAUUACAGUGGCAUAUGUCGCCCAGUGACUGGCAUUGUAAAAAAAAAAAAGUCGGUAUACUGGCCCAACAGAGACCAAAAGGAUAUUCUUUGGGUGAAGCGAGCCUUGUUAAUCGUAAUUCAUAUGUACGCCAUUCAUUUUUCUUGGACUAUACAGUAUCUUAAAGGGUAAUAUAAACACAAGACCAACGCUGGCCCACAUGCCUAAACUACAGUUGGUACAUGCAAUACAUAUUGCGGCAAAUUUUGGUGGCCAACAACUUGAAAAAAAUAUGAGUACCAGCUCCUACAGCAAAACACAGACCUGCAAAAAUUGAAGCUCACAGGUACCAAUACAAAAGAUAUACUUUACUGAAUUACACUUGUACAUACAUAAAAGACAUUGUGAUUAAAAAGGUAGCAGCAAGAAAAACACCAUCCCAGUGGGACACUGGCUACA